Molecule: messenger RNA, 1085 nt
Organism: Suncus etruscus (white-toothed pygmy shrew)
Lineage: Eukaryota; Metazoa; Chordata; Mammalia; Eulipotyphla; Soricidae
Gene: ZDHHC4
Product: zinc finger DHHC-type palmitoyltransferase 4
Exons: 6
Coding region: 3-1013 (336 amino acids)
Biological process (GO): peptidyl-L-cysteine S-palmitoylation; protein targeting to membrane
Cellular component (GO): endoplasmic reticulum; Golgi apparatus
Molecular function (GO): protein-cysteine S-palmitoyltransferase activity
Source: RefSeq, a predicted model, not a curated record
AGAUGGAUUUUCUGUUUCUCUUCUUGCUCUACUUGGUCUGUUUGCUGCUCAGUGGUGUCCUGAUCUACAUGGGCUCUAGAACCCAGUACUUGAAUGGCCUGAUCAGGAGAGGAACUCAGGUAUUUUCUUCCUUGGUUCCAGGGCGCCUUCAGAAAGCUGUGCAGGGAUUGCUUCAUUACUUCUUCCACACACGGAACCGCUGUUUCCUCGUACUUCACCUACUCCUCCAGGGCACCAUUUACUUUGAGUACUCCUGGGAGAUAUUCGGCUACUGUCAACAGCUGGGCUUCUUCUUGUCCUACCUGCUUCUGCCCUACCUGCUGCUGAUUGUAAACCUGGUUUUCUUCAUCUUAACUUGUGUGACUGACCCUGGAACCGUGACUAAAGCUAAUGAGUCCUUCUUCCUGCAAGCUUAUGCGUUCGAUGGAGUAAUGUACUCAAGGAAUGCACGGUGCUGCUCCUGUGGGCUCUGGAAACCAGCACGCUCCAAGCACUGCAGUGUGUGUGGCCGCUGUGUGCACCGCUUCGACCAUCACUGCAUCUGGGUGAACAACUGCAUAGGCGCUGGGAAUACCCGGUUCUUCCUGGGCUACCUGUGCACCCUGAUGGCAUCUGCAGCGACCCUGGCCGUCCUAAGUGCAGCGCUGCUGCUCCAGCUGGUGGUGAUGGCUGACCUGUACUCCGAGACCUACGUUGACGACCAGGGGCACAUCCAGGAUGUGGACACCAUCUUUCUUGUCCAGCACCUGUUCCUGUCCUUCCCAAGGGUGGUCUUCACACUGGGCUUUGUGGCAGUGCUCAGCUUCCUGCUGGCAUCAUAUCUGUGCUUCCUCCUCUACCUGGCUGCCACCAACCAGACCACAAAUGAGUGGUACAAGGAUGAGCGAACUCAGAGCCCACACCGAAACCCAUCUAUCAAGUCCCAGAACUUUUACUCCAAUGGACUUUGGAGCAACCUUGGCGAGAUCUUUCUAGGUGCUCCUGGGCUUCCAGUGAAGAAGAAGAAGAGUUGAGUGUUGCCUUGAGGACUGGGUGCUGUCACUCACGAGGAUACUUGCCUUCCUCACACUGCUGUUUUGUUGUGA